This is a messenger RNA of Clarias gariepinus (North African catfish), 920 nucleotides long. It is a transcript of the gene ifng1, whose product is annotated as interferon gamma 1. Gene Ontology annotation, biological process: immune response. Gene Ontology annotation, cellular component: extracellular region. The transcript is spliced from 4 exons. NCBI's taxonomy places the organism in Eukaryota, Metazoa, Chordata, Actinopteri, Siluriformes, Clariidae. Bases 136 to 666 code for a protein of 176 amino acids. Gene Ontology annotation, molecular function: type II interferon receptor binding. The record is from RefSeq and is a predicted model, not a curated record.
CAGAGGUGCAGUGAACACAUCAGUGUCUUCAGUCAAAGAGAACCAACAGGUGACGGCGAAAAGAUAACUUUCUAUACGGCACUUGGGAAUAUCUGCAGGAAUUUGUUGACCGUCUGAAACUUACAUAGGAAACAAAUGAUGACUUUCUUCUGGAGAAUAUGUUUUGUCCUUUUUGGAAUGAUGUCAUACUCUGAGGCCUUCCUCCCGGAGAACAUCAAGACCUCUUAUGACCAUCUGAUUAAGCACUAUGUAAGAAAAAAUCCCAACAAGAACGAAGUAUAUAAUGGACAUCCCCUUUUCGGGAAGCUGAAUGAUAAAAAUUUAGAGGUGGCUGAACAGAAGCUUCUGAUGACUAUCGUUCUUGAUGCAUACAACAGAAUUUUGGGCCAGAUGGAGACUGAGGCACAGGACGAAAAGGUGAAGCAUGACUUGCAUGAAGUAAAAGAGCAAAUGAACAAGCUGAAAGAACACUACUUCUCUGGCAAACAUGCUGACAUUAGGAAAUAUGUCACUGAGCUGCUGGAGCUUAAGGAAAAUGAAACAAAGAUCCAGAACAAGGCAAUACAUGAGCUGGGAAACGUCUACAAUAAGGCAUCGAUCCUGGGGUCAUCAGAGACGCACCGGAGACGACGACACACUAAGGGCUCCAAAAAGCAACGUUCAUAGCCAGUGGAUUUGUUGAGAAUGUUACCUAGGAGGUGCUUUUAGGUGUUGUUAAAUUAUUUCAAAUGCUGUACCUCAUAAUUUAUUUUUGUAAUACUGACAUAAUUUAUUAAUAUUCUCAAGUCUUUAUUUUAUUGGUUGUGUUAAUAUCUAUUUACAUUGCUAUUUAUUUUGUAUAAGAAUGCCUAUUUUUGUCUUAUUUGGGCUUAUGAUUGGUUAUUACUUGCUAAAGCAAGCGUUGUACGGUCUGUGACUAA